Messenger RNA from Colletotrichum phormii, 1138 nucleotides. Its product is annotated as SURF4 family protein. Gene Ontology annotation, cellular component: endoplasmic reticulum-Golgi intermediate compartment; membrane; endoplasmic reticulum. The coding region runs from base 100 to 1011 and encodes 303 amino acids. Lineage: Eukaryota; Fungi; Ascomycota; Sordariomycetes; Glomerellales; Glomerellaceae. The record is from RefSeq and is a predicted model, not a curated record. The transcript is spliced from 4 exons. Gene Ontology annotation, biological process: Golgi organization.
GCCAGAUCGAACAGCUGGUCUGUCUGUACCUUCUUGUGCAACAGCCACGUCCACCUCUCCUACGACCUCACUCCCUCCGUCGAUCUCCCGCUUCCCACGAUGGCUCAACAGAGAGGCCCUUCUUACGGCUUGGGUGCCGGUGGCCCCUCGGCCUCCUUUGGCGGCCCCAGUGGCGACAGCUCCGAGUCCAGCCCCCUGGACAUGAUCCGUCAACAGACAAGCAAGAUUGAGGACAUGUUGGACACCCUCAGCGAGCCCCUCAAGCCUUACCUGCCCGCCAUUGGCCGCUUCCUGAUCGUCGUUACCUUCCUCGAGGAUGCUCUCAGAAUCAUUACGCAAUGGAGCGACCAGCUCCUGUACCUUCACGACUACCGCCACAUUCCCUCGGGCAUCACCCACCUAUUCCUCAUUGUCAAUGUUCUGGCCAUGGUCGCAUGCUCCACCCUCGUCAUUAUCCGCAAGUACUCCGACUACGCAGUCGCCGGCCUUAUGGGCGUCGUCGUCACGCAGGCUCUGGGAUACGGCCUGAUCUUCGACCUUAACUUCUUCCUCCGCAACCUGUCCGUCAUUGGUGGUCUCCUCAUGGUCCUCUCCGAUUCGUGGGUUCGCAAGACCAAGGCUUUUGCUGGUCUGCCCCAGCUUGACGAGAAGGACCGCAAGAUGUACUUCCAGCUUGCUGGCCGUGUUCUGCUCAUCUUCCUCUUCGUCGGCUUCGUCUUCAGCGGCUCCUGGUCCGUCUGGCGCAUCAUUACCUCCCUGGUUGGCUUCGUUGCCUGCGUCAUGGUUGUUGUUGGCUUCAAGGCCAAGUUCAGCGCCACUCUCCUGGUCCUGAUUCUUAGCAUCUUCAACAUCCUUGUGAACAACUUCUGGACUCUCCACGAGCACCACCCCCACAAGGACUUCGCCAAGUACGACUUCUUCCAGAUCCUCUCUAUCGUCGGUGGUCUCCUCCUGCUCGUCAACGCCGGACCUGGACAGUUCUCCAUCGACGAGAAGAAGAAGGUUUACUAGGAGAAGAACACCUGAGGAGGAAAACAUAAAGCCCAGUUUCGGAAGGGCUGAUCAUACCUUUGGGGAAAAGAAAGACAAAAGACGAUCGAAAUCAUCUAGUCGCUUUCUUGGCAUUACGAACGGCAUU